Messenger RNA from Saccoglossus kowalevskii, 1685 nucleotides. RefSeq names its product V-type proton ATPase 116 kDa subunit a 1-like. The record is from RefSeq and is a predicted model, not a curated record. Lineage: Eukaryota; Metazoa; Hemichordata; Enteropneusta; Harrimaniidae. Gene Ontology annotation, molecular function: proton-transporting ATPase activity, rotational mechanism; ATPase binding. Gene Ontology annotation, cellular component: vacuolar proton-transporting V-type ATPase complex; plasma membrane; vacuolar proton-transporting V-type ATPase, V0 domain. Gene Ontology annotation, biological process: proton transmembrane transport; vacuolar acidification.
GGAACUUAUCAGAGAUUUGAAAAUGAUGAUAGGGAAGUAGUUGUGCAAGAUGAUUUUGAUUUCAGUGAUAUAUUCAUUCAUCAGUGUAUUCACACCAUAGAAUACUGUCUUGGUUGUAUCUCAAACACUGCUUCAUAUCUACGGUUGUGGGCUUUAAGUCUUGCCCAUGCUGAAUUAUCGUUGGUGUUAUGGACAAUGGUUUUAAGCUUGGGAUUGAAAAUGGAUAGUUAUGCUGGAGCUUUUGCAAUUUUUGGUUUAUUCGCAUUCUGGGCUGUGCUGACUGUUGCUAUAUUACUAAUUAUGGAAGGAUUGUCAGCAUUUUUACAUGCCCUUCGUCUUCAUUGGGUGGAAUUUCAGAAUAAAUUCUACAGUGGUAAUGGUCACCUGUUUAUUCCUUUCUGUUUUAAAACAAUCCUAGAAGAACAAGAAGAUUAGAUUAGAAAGCGUCCUUCAUUAGAGAUGUUUGAUUUCUUAUUAUGUUCACAUUUUAGCAUAUUUUGACAUAUUGUUGCAUGUGUCAUAUGUUGAGGUGAUACCAUAUUGUUGUUUGGUAGGAUUCUGACAUAUAUGUUGACAUGAUACUGUUUGUAACAUUUGACCAAAUAUUGGACACAUGGAUGUAUGAUAAAAUUUAGACAUUUUAAAAUGUUUUAUGUUAUCAUAUGUUGACAUUUUGAAAUGUGUCCUUGAUCCAGUAAUACAUCAAAUGUUUUUUUACUAAUUAAAUUUUAAAAAAUGUCUAAUUUAAUUAGUUGAACUGCACAGGAUUCAAAUAUAAAGUAAUUUUGAAUAAUCCAAGAACAAAUAUGAGGGUAUUUGUCUAUGUGAUAGUAGCAAUUUUUUAGAUUUGUGUUGACAUAUGUCACUGAUAAUUUUGUAUUUUGUUUAAUUUGUUCUUAAGACACCCACAUAACUUCUCUUCUAUAACAUACACUCUCCUAUUAAUUUCCAAAUUCUAAUGACACCUCGUGUGGAGCAAGUUUAGACAGAAUCAUGUGUCAAGAAACACUUUAAAUUCUUGUCAUUCAUGACAAUACUGUCAUACUAGAAAGCUAUUAUUACUCUUUUUUUUAAAUAGCACAUGUCUCAACUAAGUCUAAGGACAUUGAAUUAACUAAGAAACAUCUAGUAAUCUAAGAAUGACAAUUCAUUCAGAAUCAACUUUGUUUAAAUAAUAAAUAAUAAAAAUAAUUAUACAUAAAAUUUAAACAAAACAAAAAUUGUUUGGAUUUUAAUUUGAGAAGCAUAAAAAUAUACUCUUCUUUGUAAAUUUAACCUUGUAGUUUUGGAAUACCAUAUAAACAUCAUUAUUAUUGCUACAAUACAUGGACAUACUUAGAAUGCAAAUUAUGGACUACUUGCUCAUAUCCCAAAUGAUUCUGAAAAUGCUGUUUUUCUAUUUUCAUUUUGUUUCAAUAUUUAAAUCUUACUUUUACUUUUCUGUCUUGCCUGUCAAAUUCAUUGAUCCAUUGUACCAGGACAAGUCAGCUAGCCUGAUGCCGAUUGAAUUUAAUUCUUCUCUAAUAGUCUCUUGUGAACAUGUAAACUACAUUUAAAAAAUGGGGUCGAAAAAUAAAUACAUAUCACAACUUUUGAUUUCAAAAGUAUUUCCUCAACUCAAUGUCAUCAGUUUGUAAUUAAUUGUAACAAUUCCCAUACCCAAAAAAUAAAUGGUAUUAAUCAAA